GCCCCUCCCCCCUGUCACACAGCAGACAUGGCGGAGUACAGCCAGGCGGGCCUCCUGGCGGCUCUGCUCCUCUUCACGGCGCUCACGGUCCGGGACGUUUAUCUCGGCAGGAUGAGCUCGCAGCACGGACAGCAGCAGGCCGACAGUCCCGGCCUCUCCCCGGACACCCUGCCCGGCACCGAGCCCGGGAAACCGGCCAAGCCCUCCCUGUACACCGGGCCCGUGCUCCGGUUCCAGUACUGUAUCUCCUGAGGUUACAGUAAGGUGUUCCAGGAGUACUCUAAAGCAAUCAGCCAGCUGUACCCGGACAUCCGCAUCGAGGGAGACAACUUCCCUCCAACCCCCUUAAACAGGGUUUUGGGGAACCUGGUCUCCUACCUGAAGCUGCUCUCCAUCCUCCUCAUCGUCAGCGGUCAGAACCCUUUUGUCCUCCUCGGACUUGACACUCCCAGAGCCUGGACCUGGACUCAGGACAACAAGAUCUUCUCGUGUCUGAUGGCCUUCUUCCUCUGCAACAUGAUGGAGACUCACUUCCUGUCCACUGGAGCCUUUGAGGUCACGCUGAACGAUGUCCCCAUCUGGUCAAAGCUUCAGUCGGGUUACGUUCCAAACAUCCAGGAGAUCUUUCAGAUCCUCGACAACAACAUGAAGAUGAACCAGGUGGAUCCCAGGAGCUUCUCCACCUCAUAGAGCUACAUACAGCCGUGCUGCAUUCAGGUGUCCCGGCUCAGUGGGAAGUUCAGCUGCUGGCGUUCAUGAAGGUCUGGCCUUAAAGCAGUCUCUGCGGGGCCUGACCGGAUUUCUCCCGCCAGAAAACGAGCACUCCCUCUGCGCUGGAUCACAGAUCAGCACUACAGUACCCACAAUGCAACUGUCAUCUGCACCAGACUGAUUCCUCUGCUGGACUCUCCUAGUCUCUCUGUUGGUUCAGUUUUUUAUUUAUUUAGUUAAGAGUUAACUUUGUUGAACAGGAACAGAAUUAAACUACGGUACUACUGUUAGCGUCAUGCUUUUAGCUUCCUUCUGGACAGGAAGUACCAGACAGGAAACUGGAAUAAACACUAAAGUAAUUAAUGACAAGAAUCUGGUAAAUGUUAACAUCUUUUUUUUUUAUCUGUAAAAUGUCUGAAAUUAAAAAAAAUAAAAAAGAAACCGA
Messenger RNA from Labrus bergylta (ballan wrasse), 1156 nucleotides. It is a transcript of the gene selenot2, whose product is annotated as selenoprotein T, 2. Gene Ontology annotation, biological process: cell redox homeostasis. The record is from RefSeq and is a predicted model, not a curated record. Gene Ontology annotation, cellular component: endoplasmic reticulum membrane. Gene Ontology annotation, molecular function: thioredoxin-disulfide reductase (NADPH) activity. NCBI's taxonomy places the organism in Eukaryota, Metazoa, Chordata, Actinopteri, Labriformes, Labridae.